Messenger RNA from Delphinapterus leucas (beluga whale), 1786 nucleotides. Lineage: Eukaryota; Metazoa; Chordata; Mammalia; Artiodactyla; Monodontidae. The record is from RefSeq and is a predicted model, not a curated record.
CCGUAGGAUGUGGGAUCUUCCCGGACCAGGGCUUGAACCUGUGUUCCCUGCAUUGGCAGGCAGAUUCUUAACCACUUUGCCACCAGGAAAGUCCCUUGAUGCACCAGUUUUAAUGCCAGUAUGUGUAAAACUUUUUCACACUCAAAGACACAAAGCUGCUUUUUGCUAUUUGAAGACCUCUUAGCAUGAACCAUCAGAGGUGGCUAGUCCUGUUCUGGUUUUUUUCCCCAGGGGUCAUCAAUCCAACCUUUGACCUAGGGAGCCUCUCCUGUAGCCUGGAGGUGUCCAAGGACACUGUAUCUCACCGCCCACAGCCCUAUCCCUGGAGUCAUGAGAGGUUUGCCUCCUGCCAGGCCUUAUGUUCCCAGGCUCUCUCUUCUGGGCAGCAGUACUGGGAAGUGGACACUCAGCGAUGUAGCCACUGGGCAGUUGGGGUGGCUUCCCAGGGGAUGAGGCGUGACCAGAUCCUGGGAAGGACCAGGGACUCCUGGUGUGUAGAGUGGAAAGGGACUAGCCAGCUCUCUGCAUGGGACAUGGUCAAGAAAACUGUCCUUGGCUCAAACAGACCUAGUGUGGUGGGCAUCUGGCUGGACCUUGAGGAGGGAAAGCUUGCCUUCUAUUCUGUGGCUGAUCAGGUGAAGCUCCUCUGUGAGUGCCCAGUCUCUGUUGCCUUUCCUCUGCACCCUGUCUGGCUGUAUGGCUUAUUCCCUGGAAGCUCUCUGACUAUGAGGCAAAUAAACAUAUAAACAUUCCCUGGGUGUUAAAACAUGUUGAUUUCCUGGUCUCCCUGCCUUCAAGCAGGGAGUCAAGUUGAGUUAAGUUAACAUCCCGCUUCCAAAGUUAAGGGAUGCAAAGUAAAUGUUUAACCCAGCAGGCUUGCAUUGUUCAAACCCUGCACGGUCCGGUUACAAGAAAGGACAGGCUCUUGAGUGGGAGAUAGUAUCUAAGCCCUUGGAAUAUCCUGCCUGAUAAGAGUAUAUUUAUCUGAGGGCCUUGGGCCACACAGUAUCAGCUUGAUUUCUGGAAGGGCUGGAAACUAAGGUCAGCCACUUGGGCAGUGAGUCUGCCUACAUGACCGACCGCCAGUCAAAGCCUUGGGCACCAAGACUUGAAUGUGCUUCCCUGGUUGGCAGUAUUCCGUGGGCGUUGUUAUACAUCAUCCUGGGAGAAUUAAACAUUGUCCCCAUAACUCCACUGAGAGAGGAGUGAGUGGGCUCUCUUGGCCCCUGCCCUAUGUGCCUUUUUCUGUUGCUGGUUUUAACCUGUACUCCUUUCACUGUAACCACCUGUAACCGUAAGUAUAACAGCUUUGCUGAGUUCUGUGAGUCCUUCUAGUGCAUCACUGAAAAUGAGAUUGAUUUUAGGGGACCCCCCCUACACACACGCAAGGGGCAUGCUAUCAAUUGCUGUGUAAUACUAUUAUCACACAUUCGGUGGUUUCAAACAACACAUAUUUAUUCUCUCGCAGCUUCUGUGGGCCAGGAGUCAGGAUACAGCUUAGCUGAGGCCUCUGUUUUGGAGUCUCACAAGCUGCAGUCAGGGUGUGAACUGGGGCCGGGUGACAUCUGAGGCUCCACUGGGGAAGGAUCUGCUUCCAAGCUCACGUGGUUGUCGGCAGGAUUCAGUUCCUUGUGAGUUGUCAGACUGAGGACCCCCCCUCAGUUCCUUACUCGGUGGGCCUCUGCAACAUGGCUGCUUACUUCUUCAAAGCCAACAAGGGAGAUCAAGUUUCCUAGCAAGGUCAAGAAAUAAAGCCUUGGGCUUCCCUGGUUGCCCAGUGGUUGAG